Messenger RNA from Rosa chinensis, 640 nucleotides. RefSeq lists its product as uncharacterized. The transcript is spliced from 6 exons. NCBI's taxonomy places the organism in Eukaryota, Viridiplantae, Streptophyta, Magnoliopsida, Rosales, Rosaceae. The coding region runs from base 30 to 557 and encodes 175 amino acids. Gene Ontology annotation, biological process: proteolysis. The record is from RefSeq and is a predicted model, not a curated record. Gene Ontology annotation, molecular function: cysteine-type peptidase activity.
GGAUUGGUCAAGGAGUGAUAGCAACAUACAUGGCGCACCUACAUGAAAUUAUUAGUCAAAGGGAUGAGUUGGAUACAUUCGCUUUUAUUGAUCCAGCAGCCACAUAUAAAUGUGAAAGACCAGGAUUUCAUCCCUACUUGGUGGACCGGUUGAAAGAGGGGAAGGCUGACCGUAUAUUUUGUAUGCCAUAUAAUCCGGGGGAACAUUGGAUAUUGACAAUUAUUUGGGAGGAUGAAAUCUACAUUUUGGACCCUUUGCCUAAACCAGUCAAUUACCAAUCAUGGGAGAACAUAGUGAUAAAUGCGGUUAAAGCUUUCAAUGCUGAAACGGGUAGGGUUAACAAAGUGCCCAAGGUGAAAUUACUUCCGGGCGUACCUAAACAACCGGGUGGAGUUAAUUGUGGCUAUUAUGUGAUGCGAUAUAUGAAAGAUAUUAUAAAUGAUGACACUCUUUCAUUUUCAACCAAGUGGGCGGCAAAGAGUCGGAACUUAUAUACCCAAGACCAACUUGAUGAGGUGCGCAUUGAAGCGGCUGACUACUUGCAGACUUUGCUAUAGCUAGAUCUUGACAAGCAAUAUGAUUUUGAGUAAGGCUAGAUUUUGCUGACCAUUUUGUAGUAGAUGUAGUAAUAUUAGGAUGA